Molecule: messenger RNA, 4975 nt
Organism: Caretta caretta (loggerhead turtle)
Lineage: Eukaryota; Metazoa; Chordata; Testudines; Cheloniidae
Gene: TMEM184B
Product: transmembrane protein 184B
Source: RefSeq, a predicted model, not a curated record
GCCUCCCCGAGAGACCCGGUUCCCACCUCCCCCGGGCUGCGGCGCAGACACAGACACGGACGCCGGGCAGCGCCAGGGGCAGCCGGGGACCUACCGGGGGCGCGCGGCCGCGGCAUGGGCUCGUGAGGGCCCCUCCCCUCCCCCCCGAGCGAGCCAGCGAGCGGGACAGAGCGGCCCCGCGGGGCGCGGCGGCGCCGGAGAGAACCCGGCCCCGCCGCACGGAAAUUUGAGGAAAACACUCCGUUCCCUCCCCCCUUACAGAAGGGCGGGCUGGGGGGCGGGGAAGAGAAAUCAAAAGGAGAAUUUUCACUUUCCAGGCCUUUGAACUUCUGUUGGCUUGCAAAAAAUUGGCUCAGCUUGGAGGCGGCUCUGUAUUAACCCAGGUGGAACCGCUUCCCAAAAGGCACAAUGAUAGUGGUGACUGGAGUCAUGUCAGCGCCCGAGCUGGGUUCCACUGCCACCACCCCAGUUGCAGCCCCAAACUUCUCCUGGAUGUCUGAUGAUGGCAGCCCCACGGCUAUGGAGCAGCCGAUAUUCCUAAUGACCACUGCUGCUCAGGCCAUCUCAGGUUUCUUUGUGUGGACAGCUUUGCUCAUCACCUGCCAUCAGAUCUACAUGCAUCUGCGCUGUUACAGCUGCCCCAAUGAGCAGCGCUACAUCGUCCGGAUCCUCUUCAUUGUGCCCAUUUAUGCCUUCGACUCAUGGCUCAGCCUCCUUUUCUUCACCAAUGACCAGUACUAUGUUUACUUCGGCACUGUCCGGGACUGCUACGAAGCCUUCGUAAUCUACAACUUCCUCAGCCUCUGCUAUGAGUACCUUGGGGGGGAGAGCUCCAUCAUGUCUGAGAUCAGAGGGAAAUCUAUCGAGUCCAGUUGCAUGUAUGGGACUUGCUGCCUGUGGGGGAAGACGUAUUCCAUCGGAUUCCUGAGGUUCUGCAAACAGGCCACCCUGCAGUUCUGUGUGGUGAAGCCCCUUAUGGCAAUCAGCACCGUCAUCCUCCAGGCCUUUGGCAAGUACCGGGAUGGUGACUUCGAUGUCACCCGCGGCUACCUCUAUGUGACGAUCAUCUACAAUAUUUCAGUCAGCCUGGCACUCUACGCCCUCUUCCUCUUCUACUUUGCCACACGCGAGCUGCUCAGCCCCUACAGCCCUGUUCUCAAGUUCUUCAUGGUCAAGUCCGUCAUCUUCCUGUCCUUCUGGCAAGGGAUGCUGCUGGCUAUUCUUGAGAAGUGUGGUGCCAUUCCCAAGAUCCACUCAGCCAAUGUGUCUGUGGGCGAAGGUACUGUGGCUGCCGGCUACCAGGACUUCAUCAUCUGCGUGGAGAUGUUCUUCGCAGCCCUCGCCCUGCGCCAUGCCUUCACCUACAAGGUCUAUGCAGACAAGCGUCUUGACGCACAAGCCGUUCCAUCGUAUGGGCCAUACGGUCGCUGCGCCCCCAUGAAGAGCAUCUCCAGCAGCCUCAAGGAGACCAUGAACCCUCAUGACAUUGUCCAAGACGCCAUCCACAACUUCUCCCCCGCCUACCAGCAGUACACCCAGCAGUCAACUCUGGAGCACGGCCCUCCCUGGCGUAACGGCAGCCACAUCAUCUCGCGCUCCCACAGCUGCUCGGGUGCCCGGGACAAUGAGAAGACCCUCCUGCUGAGCUCUGACGACGAGUUCUAAGAGAGGCCCCCUCCCCGGAGUUCCUCCCUGAGGCCAAUGGCUGUAACCACCCCAGCGCAGCCUGGAACCUUCCUUCUAUUUAUUGAACCAGAAUCAGAGGUCAUGUCACUUCCUGAAUGGUGCUCAGUGCAGAAUGGGGCACUUCCCCACUUCUCAGUAGCUUUUGUGGGUGUGAGUGUCAUGACUGGGGGUGAGGAGGGGUGUUGGCUGGGAUUUCAUCCUCACAAACCAUUUUCUAAAGCAAAGAUCAACUGGACUAGGUUUUUUCCCCUUCACAAAUAAGUGUUUAAAAAGCACCAAACACACGUGGCGAAGGGGGAGCAGAGCCCUAUGAAAGAGUGGACCCUGUUUUCGUUUUCUUUUUUGUGGAGUGAGGGAGGGGUGUAGGAAAAACUCCAGGAAGUGAGGUCAUAUCCUCCCACCACUGGGCAAGCUUUGUGGAACAUGAUUGGCUGGAAUAAGAAGUGGCCAAAAAAGCUUCUUUCUAGCUGAACAACGACAUUACUUUGUGCUCCAUUUUUCCGUAGUGGUUGAUGAGGACACAACCUGCCCCCAUUGUUCCCCUCUCUACCAGCUCCUCAAUAUUAAUUUCUCUGUACCCUUUGGGCAGCAUGAUAGAGAGACACCUGUACGAAUUCCUGAUGACCGUAUCAGACCAUCAGUCCUAUCUGCUUCUCUGUUCUCUAUGGCCACUGUUGGAGGCCUCAGAAGGGAACCCCCUCCCAUCCCCCAGUGCACCUGAUUAUGCAAUAUUGUACUUUAGAGGUGUGGGGGGAGUAAGUCCUGCAGGGUGGGCUGAUUUGAGCCAUUUUUUCCUUUUAUGGGUGAGGGGUUCUACGAUCGCAUGGAUGGUCAGGCUUUCCGUCUCUCUCUCCUGCAUUAUAGAAGCAGGAUUCCUCCUUGGCGUGUCUGGCUGUCCCUCCUAGUGAGUCUUAGCACCAGCCAUACUCAGUAACUGAAGUUAAAUAUUUGUGGUUAGAAGUUAAUAUAAUAUAUUCAUUUGCAGAAUUCUGGCCCUUCAUUUCCUCCUCUUGGAUUUCUGUGCAGUGGGGAUAUUUUAACUCUGAACAGUCUCUCUCUUAGAUACCCCAUCUCUUCUUUCCAGAGCUGUAUCUUCCAGUUAAAUUCCAGAACAUGCACCUUCCCCACUCUUCUUACAGAUAGCCUUCUGCCAAUCUUGUCCAUUGAUUUGCCUUGUGAAUUGAAGGCAUGUUGCUGCUAGGAUGGGAUGUUAAAUACUCCCUCCUCAUCUUCCUCUUUGUUGUUCAGGGCUUAACUGGACUGGUUGGAGUUGUUUACACACUGCGGCCAGUCUGUCAUGCAUCUGGGUUUCCCAUGAUCCCUCAGGGUGGAGCUGCUACUGCACACGCUAUAAUCCUUGUCGUAACUGAUGCAGUAAAGGCUUGAGCCAAAGGCCAUUGAAGUCAAUGAGAUUCUUUCCAUUAACUUCAGUGGGCUGUGACUCUGGCCUUAAAGGUCCAGCAAGAGUGAGGAGAAAAAGUCCCCCGGAAGAGCCAAAAAUCUUGCCAGGCACCAAGAAAUGCAUCUUAUUGGACUUCCCUUCUGCUGUGGUUACAUGUGCCUGCAUUAAAACAGCCCACCGAAAGGGAACUGAAACCAGGAGGUUAACAUUAAGCUGCUGCUUUUCUCCCAGCUGGGCCUCUGUUCAUUCCUUCCGCUAUCGCUAGGACCAGUUCUAAGCUGCUAUUAUGGCUUGAGGCCCCUUGGCUAGUUGGGGUCAGCAAGCACCCGCUCUGUUAUCGUGUGUCUAGCCCCUCAGCUGGAGAGGCCUGAUGGGAGGAACUAGGGCUUGACUUCUUUUGCAUGUGGCUUCCCUUUCUCGUCUGUGCCUUAAUUUUCACACGCAAAGACCCCAGCAGCAGCACCCUCGGAAACAACCAAUUCAGAGGCCUUUCUGGUUGGGGGAGAAUGGAUGCGGGCUGGAGGUGAGCCUGUUUCUCCUUGGGAUGUCAAUGCAGGGGUGGUUUGCGCUCCCCUUUUUGCUAUUGAGAAUAUGCUAGAGGAGAGGUGGGUCUGUUCAGUGCAACACCUUCCGCUCCCCUACCACAAAGCUGCCAAAGGGCCUGGGGACAAUGUGGGGUGGGUGGGUUCUCUGAGGGGGUGGGAGAUGGGAACAGGAGGUCUAAAAGCAAAUGGGCUUCUGUAACUGCUAGGUUCCCCUCAACUUUAGUCCCAUGCAAUAUAGUGUGCUGCUUUUUUUAAAAAAAAAAAAAAUCAGUCAUUGCUAAACUGAAACAAAACACGCACUAAUUUUCAGGCCUUUCUCCACCUGCAAUCCUACUGUCAUGCAGGGCUGAAGUUCACACAGGCCUUCUUUCCAACGACCUUCACUUCACAGCCACCCCUCAUCUCUCUCCUUACUUAUUUUAUAUUAACUCUUUUUUGGGCGCACACAUCCCCGCCUCUGUUUCUGCGGGGCUGUCCGGUCCCUCUUUUUCCAGCUGCCACAUGUCCCCAACCCCCCAUCCCACUUUAAUUUAUUUGUGGUGAGUCUCCUGAUGUCCAUCCCUUGGGUGGAAGGAGGUGGCUGAAGUUUGGAGUGGCCUGGGGAGGUGCCCUUGACCCUGAGAUGUUCCAGCUUUGGGGACAGGUGGUUUUUUAUUUCGUUUUAUUUUAAAGCGGAUGCUGCAUAUGCUGUGUUUAGGAUCUGGAUAUUCUUGAAGCUUCCUGUGCUUAGUGGUUUAAAGUAUAACACUUUUGGGACUAGCCGCCUUUGGAAAAAAACGAGGAAUUUGGUAGGCAAUUGAGCCACCUCACAGCCAGCUGCCAUAUAUCUGUUUUUAGCACUAUACGAAAACCUCUCUGCAAAGCUUGCUGCUCUCCUUCAAGAUGGGCAAGUGACGGAACGUGACAAUGACUGGCUGGCUAAUAAGAAACAAUAUUCAAUAAAACUCAGUGCUGGAGGUCUAGGCUAAUUGGCCCAGUGAUCACAUGUAUCCAGCUAAUGGUAGCCCAGAACCCUAGCACCCAGGACAGCCCCAUCAGUAGGCCCUCAAUGCUGCCCUCUCCCUCUCCUGCUCUCCCCCUUCCCUUUUUUACCAUGUAACAUACCCAUGGGAUUUGUUUAUUAUUUUUCCAUAUAGAGUAGUUCUUUGUAUAUAAAUGGCUGGGGGGAAAUGUAUGAUAAAUAAGACAGAGUCACCUAGUUUUGUACUUCUCGUGUAUAACUGAUGUGAGCUCAGCAACAAGCCGCUCUCUAUUUUGGUCUUUGUGAUGUUAUAAUACUCUGCAGAAACAAGCAAAUACAAUGACAAAUAAAAAUAUAUAGAUAAUAUAGAUUGUACUUAAA